Molecule: messenger RNA, 2542 nt
Organism: Oncorhynchus mykiss (rainbow trout)
Lineage: Eukaryota; Metazoa; Chordata; Actinopteri; Salmoniformes; Salmonidae
Product: chemokine-like protein TAFA-2
Molecular function (GO): receptor ligand activity
Source: RefSeq, a predicted model, not a curated record
AUCUGCCAAAGUUAAAUUCAAUCUUCAAUCUAGACCAAUGCAAAUACUACCCCUAAACUAUAAUGUCAUGUCUCUUACAACUUUCAAAAAUCAUAUUUAACGAUAUGAUGCAAUUCAAUGUCAUGAAUCGAAAAUCCCAUUGAUCGUAUUUGCGCAAAACUGAGCAAACACAUUUUUGUGUAGUCUUGAAAUGAUUAACCAAUGUAGGCAUAUUAGUGUGUUUACGCCAGUGGCGAUGGAUUGUGUUAGUGGCCUUGUGCCACUAUGAUAUGGGUUAUUCCCGAGUCUGUGAUGAGCGCAGCGGUCGGUAGGUGUUUGUAUGAUGAUAAGUUAGUGCGUACAGUCAGUCUCUGAUGGAACUCCGUGGAAUACAGACUGGUGCCGCAACUGAGGCAGAAGUAGGGACCAUUUAACUUCAAUUUUGAGUUUAUUACUAUUUAUUUUAUUAUGUUAUUUUAUUUUCUCUCAAUUCAAGUGUGAUCACACUCCGUUAAGACUGGGAAAAAAUUAUCACAGUGUAUUCACAUUUUGGACAAUAAAUACCCUGACUAUCAGAAAGCAUAAUAGGACGAGAAAGCUCCUGAAUAAUUUUAUGUGCUCUAUCAAUCUACAGUCAAGUAUUUGUUCCAAGAAAACGAGCAGUGUUUCAUUUGUGUGCGCGUGGAUUUAAUUUUCGGAUAUCUAUCACUGUCAAGCAAUAUUGGAUCCGUCCUACACAAAUCUAGGCUGUGCUGAUGUCGCCCGCGGACAGACGCACCGCUGGAUUGUAGCAGUGCCGAUGGAUUAAAGGGCAACCUUAAAACCUUUUGGAGGGCGCGAAGGGAGCGGGGCAGCAGGAUGAGUGAGAGACACACACAGCAAGGAAGUAAAGGGGUUCUACUUCUAAUGGUCUGCAUGGUGACUCUGCUGGAGAUGGCUAGACCAACAGAAGGUCACAGAGUGCAUCAAGUCAGAACCGGCACUUGCGAGGUUGUGGCUUUGCAUCGAUGCUGCAACAAGAACAAAAUAGAAGAACGUUCCCAAACGGUUAAAUGCUCCUGCUUCCCUGGACAAGUGGCCGGGACGACCAGAGCUGCCCCGUCUUGUGUAGAUGCCUCUAUAGUGGAGCAGAAGUGGUGGUGUCAGAUGCAUCCAUGUCUGGAUGGGGAGGAGUGUAAAGUCCUCCCAGAUCUGAAGGGAUGGAGCUGCGCCACGGGGAACAAGAUAAAGACCACCAAGAUCUCAUCGGACAGGGAUCAGCUCUGGUAACCCUUGAUGCCCUGGAACCGAAUCAAGGUGGAUCAAUAAAUGUUACUGGGUCUUUACCUGUGGAAUACCAUCAUGGACUCAAGAACAUUGCAGUGACCCUUUUUGUAAAUAGAGACUCCCUCUAUUGGAGACUAUACUAUGAAUCUUCUGGAAGACUUACAAGCACAGGGUAACAAAGGACAUCUGGAUGAGAAGAGUGGACACUACUAAAUGAUUGCUCAGUAGAGGGGACCUUUAUUUUGAAAAGCCCAGACAUGACUAUCACUACAUUGGGCAUCAGGAUGUCUUUUUAUUCUCUAACAUUGUUCUGCUUAUAGUGGAUUACAAUGGUGAAUUUUGCCUAAACAUUAUUUGUAAAGUGAUAGUUUUUUUCCCCUUAGAAUGCAUUGUGCAUCAUUACUGUAACAGAGUAUCAUCAAUAUCAAGAAUUUCCCCAAUGAAUAUUAGGGACGAGUCGAAUUCGAUCCCGUUUUUAACAAUCAAAUGGUGGUCAGAAAAUGGUGAGAAGAAGAAAUAUAAAAUUGGUGAACCUUAUUGUAUUGAGCCAAUCAUUGAACAUGUAGGGUGAUUUUCAAAGAUACAAAAAAGGCACAGGUACUGGAAUUGGCGUAUGUACACCUCCAUAUUUCUUAAAUGGGUGGCCAUUAUUAUGGGUGGCCAUUAUUAUGGGUGGCCAUUAUUAUGGGUGGCCAUUCUCGAUGGUGCUGCGUGCAGGGAACAUGGCUUAUUCAAAAGAGAGUUGCAACCAAUGACCAACCAAUGGCAAGUGAGAGAAUGUGAUGUAUCCAAGGAUAAAUACAUGUAGACUACUGAUGUAUAGGGCAGACUACAAUGUAGCACCAAAACUGAAAAUUGAAGUUCAUGUUUGAUUUGCAUGUUUUAUUCCAAGGGUGUUAUCUUUCAUUUGGGGCACUAGGUACAUACUUUUGAAAAUGUACACAUUUAAUGAAUGUGGUGCGCAAAUGAGUUACCCCUAGUGUGCUUAGCGUUUGCUUAGGUUCUUUUGAAAAUCAUCCUGUCAACUGCCAGUGGAUCCAGUUAGUUUGUUUAUGUUGCACAAUGCUGAGGCUCAGAUUCGAAUGUCCAUGUAAAGUUUAUGUUAAUGUAUGCAAGCUAAAAUGCAUUCAUUCUACAAUACUGGCUAUAGCCCAUGGGGUUGGUAGGGGCCGGUUAAGUACUUUUUAAAAUUAAUUUCUGAUUCGCUGAUAACUUUUCAGCAGGUCUCUGACGCUUCCUUCGUCUGUACAAUUGCUAACAUCUUCGAAUAAUAAACUGUGGUUGUGUCUUAACUUAA